AUGGCUGCUUGGGCUGCUGAGGAGCGGCGGCUGCAGCAGCAGCAGCAGCGGCAGCAGCAGCAGCAGCAGCAGCAGCAGCGCGCAGCUCAGUCCAGCGCAGCAGCAACGCGCAGCACAACUGCCACUCCUUUGAGCUGCCUUUCGACAGCAGCAGCAACAGAAGCAGCGACGGCGCUGCUGUCGGACUCGGAGCGAGACCACAGCAGCAGCAGCAGCAGCAGCAGCAGCUGCAGCAGCAGCAGCAGCAGCAGCAGCAGCAGCAAAGUGAGCCUGGUCCGCGUGCUCGUGCGCGCUUAUGGCCUCACCUGCCUGGGCUCUGCCUUUUUAAAACUCAUUUAUGAUUUGCUGCAGUUCGUUGGCCCUUUGGUUUUGAAGCGGCUCAUCAACUUCCUCCAAAGCCCCGAAGAAAAAAGUGCUGGAGAAUGGGUAGGAGUGAGUGUUGCAGCAGCAGGGGUUUGCGAGGCGGUGCUGGCGCUGCGGCGCGGCCGUUGGAUAAACCGGCGGGUGAGCCGGCAGCAGCGGGUGCUGAUGCGGGCGCGGGACCUGCGCAGCAGCAGCAGCAGAGAGCUGCUGUGCUGCAUGCGGACUCUGAAGAUGUAUGGCUGGGAAGCAGCAUUUGGGGAGAAGAUCCAGCAGCAGCGGGAAGCCGAGCUGCAGCAGCUGCUGCAGUACUGGCAGCUGCAGGUGUGGGGCCGCUGCCAGUGGCUGGGGGCCCCCGUGGCCGUGGCCGUGGCCUCCUUCGGGGCCCUGCUGCUGCUGCGGGGGCCCCCCGAUGCUGCAGCAGCUUUCACAGCUUUGGCUCUUUUCAAUCUUUUGAAGUUUCCUCUCCAAGUGCUGCCACAAACAGCAAACAACACCAUCGAAGCUGCUGUUGCUCUCGAGCGCAUCCAGGCCUUCUUGCUGCUGCCCGAGGCCGACGGGCUCGCCGCGCUGCGGCGCCCCCAGCAGCAGCAGCAGCAGCAGCAGCAGCAGCAGCAGCAGCAGCAGGGCCCCAGCCCCCUCCAGUGCGCCAGGGGGUAUAACUUCUUCUGGCCUAAUGGCACUCCUCUUCUACAGGGAGUCAACUUCAAAUGCGGACCAGGCAGGCCUCCUCCUGCUGCUGCUGCUGCUGCUGGGGACUUGGUGGCGAUUGUGGGGCCGACGGGCAGCGGGAAGAGCGGCUUGCUGCUGUCGCUGCUGGGCAACACGCUUCGCCAGAAAGACCCCAGCAGGCAGCAGCAGCACAGCAGCAGCAGCAGCAGCAGCAGCAGCAGCAGCAGCAGCAGCAGCAGCAGCAGCAGCGAGUUGUUUGUCGACGGCACUGUGGCCUACUGCAGCCAAGUCCCUUGGAUUCAAAACGCCACUCUUCGCGAAAACAUUCUUUUCGGCCUUCCCUACGACCACGACUGGUACUGGAAGGUGGUGGAAGCCUGCGCACUGAGGGGAGACUUGGAAAGUUUCGCGGGAGGAGACUUGGCGGAAAUUGGAGAGAAAGGAAUUAAUUUGUCGGGGGGUCAAAAGCAGCGAGUGGCGUUGGCCCGCGGGGUGUACAGACAGUGCGCGGUGUACGUACUGGACGACUGCCUCUCCGCCGUCGAUCCCUUCGUCGCUCAUCACAUUUUUUCUUUUUGCUUUUUGGAGUUGCUGCAGCAGAAGACAGUUCUCUUCGCGACUCACAGACUCGCGCUGCUGCCGCGCUGCUCCAAGUUGCUGUUCCUUGCGCGGGGCCAGCAGCUCUUCUUCGGCCGCCCCGACGACGCAUGGGCAUUGCCGGCCUUCAGCGCAUUUGCUGAAACAAUUAGAAAGGAGACAGAAGAGGAGCAGCAGCUGCAGCAGCUGCAGCAGCAGCAGCAGCAGCAGCAGCAGCAGCAGCAGCAGCAGCAGCAGCAGCUGCAGCUGCGCGGUCAGAGCUUCGUGCCCACCAGCAGGCAGCUGCAGCGGCUGGAAGCAGCAGCAAAAGGGCCGCUGCUGUCUUUCUUUUUGGAGCUGCUGGAGGGCCGCGAGACUGUUGCUGCGCUGCAGCAGCAGCAGCAGCAGCUGCUGCUGGCCCACGCCAAGGCCGACAGCAGCACGAAGCUGAGUUACUUGUCUUUGGCGGUGAACCGCUGGCUGGCGGUGCGGCUGGAGCUGCUGGGCGCUGCAGUCGUUGCUGCUGCUGCUGCUGCUGCAGCAGCAGCAAAAGGCGCAGUUUCUCCGGGACUCGGAGGACUUGCUGUUGCUGCUGCUCUCUCCAUCACGCAGCAACUCAACUGGCUAGUUCGAAUGGCUAGCGAGCAAGAGUCAGCAAUAGUUGCUGUUGAGAAGAUCAACGAGUACAGACACAGAGUCGCUCCGGAGCGCCUGCUGCCCGCCUCCCCCGCUGCUGCUGCUGCUGCUGCUGCUGCUGCUGCUGCAGCAGCAGCAGCAGCAGCGGGGGAGGCGGGGGAGGGGACGGGGACCGCAGCAGCAAAGGCGCUCGCGGGCAGCGCCGCAGACUCGGCGGCGGCCGCGGCGGCGGCGGCGGCGGCUGCUGCUGCUGCUGCUGCUGCGACGGCAGCAGCAGCAGCAGCAGCAACUGCAGCAGAGAACUGGCGACAGCUGCUGCCCCCAGGAUGGCCCUCGAGGGGAUCUUUGGAAGCAAAAAAUUUGUCAGUUCGAUAUCGAGCGGACUUGCCGCUCAUCAUCAAACGCAUCUCCUUCAAGAUCGCGCCAGGAGAAAAGGUGGGCCUGGUGGGGCGGACGGGGGCGGGAAAAAGCAGUUUGCUGCUGACUUUGCUGCGGCUGGUGGAGCCCUGCGAAGGCUUUGUUGCUGUUGACGGCGUCGACUGCCAGCUGCUGCCCCUCAGGUUCCUCCGCUCCCUCUUCUCCAUCAUUCCCCAGGCACGCCUGCUGCUGCUGCUGCUGCUGCUGCUGCUGCUGCUGCUGCUGCUGGAGGACCCGGUGUUGUUUGAAGGUUCUUUGCGGUUUAAUAUUGACGCUUUGGGGCAGCACAGCGACGAGGAGAUUUGGGCAGCAGUUGAAAAGGCCCAUUUGUCGGAAAGUUUGAAGCAAAUGAUAAUUAACAACAAAAAGUCCAGCUUUAAUAAUGCCAUUGAUGCCAUUAAUGGCAGCAGCAGCAGCAGCAGCAGCAGCAGCAGGCGCAGCAGCAAGGGCAGCAGCAGGAGCGGCCACGAAGCAGCAGCAGCAGCAGCAGCAGCAACGGAGUCCGAGGACCAGCUCAAAGUCGCGAUGCUGCCAGCAGCAGCAACAGACUCAGAAACCGACGCGGAGAGCGAAGCGCCUGCUGCUGCUGCUGCAGCAGAAAGUCCUGCUGCUGCAGCAGCAGCAGCAGCAGCAGCAGGUUAUGUGGGAAUCGAAGUCGAAGACAUUGACCCCCUAGACAUGCACGUCGAAGAAGGCGGCAGAAACUUCUCUCUGGGACAGAGGCAGCUCAUUUGCCUUGCAAGGUACAGCAGCAGCAGCAGCAGCAGCAGCAGCAGCAGCAGCAGCAGCAGCGGGAGCAGCAGUAGUGGUAGUUGGAGUGUAGCAGCAGCAGCAGUUGAAUUAAUAGGAGGGGUGUGA
Molecule: messenger RNA, 3519 nt
Organism: Eimeria necatrix
Lineage: Eukaryota; Apicomplexa; Conoidasida; Eucoccidiorida; Eimeriidae
Product: ABC transporter protein, putative
Exons: 9
Coding region: 1-3519 (1172 amino acids)
Biological process (GO): transmembrane transport
Cellular component (GO): membrane
Molecular function (GO): ATP hydrolysis activity; ABC-type transporter activity; ATP binding
Source: RefSeq, a predicted model, not a curated record